AUUAAAAAAAAUUAUAUAUAUAUAAACGAAACUAUUGAACGGUAUUUUCUUUUCUUUACUCUCUUGUUAACCUCGACCUCUUCGGAGAGAAACCCACCAAGAAAAAUAGUGGCUUUUGUUUUCAUUCUCAUUUCUUCAAAAGGGUUGAGAUUGAAAACUUAAUAUAUGGCUGCGUACAAAACUGAAGAUGAGUAUGAUUAUCUCUUCAAGCUGGUUUUGAUUGGUGAUUCUGGUGUGGGUAAGUCGAAUUUGCUUUCCAGGUUCACAAGGAACGAGUUUAAUCUCGAGUCGAAGUCCACUAUUGGGGUCGAGUUUGCGACCAAGAGUUUGAAUAUUGAUGGGAAGGUCAUCAAGGCUCAGAUUUGGGACACUGCUGGCCAAGAAAGGUAUCGUGCCAUAACCAGUGCCUACUAUCGAGGAGCAGUUGGUGCUUUACUAGUGUACGAUGUUACCAGACACUCAACAUUUGAGAAUGUAGCGAGGUGGUUAAAGGAGUUGAGGGACCACACUGAUCCCAACAUUGUAGUCAUGCUCAUUGGCAACAAAUCCGAUCUUCGUCACCUAGUGGCCGUCUCAACUGAGGAUGGAAAAUCCUUCGCAGAGAGGGAGUCCCUCUACUUCAUGGAAACUUCUGCCCUGGAAGCAACCAAUGUGGACGGCGCUUUCACUGAGGUCUUGAGUCAGAUAUAUCGGAUCGUGAGCAAGAGGGCUGUCGAGGCAGGUGAUGCUGGAGGCAGUUCCACACUUCCCUCCAAAGGAGAGACUAUAAAUGUCAAAGAAGAUUCAUCUGUUUUUAAGAGAAUCGGAUGCUGCUCAAGCUAGCCUUCGUGUUUCUUCUCUUGCAACAGCGGUUGUCCUCUAUUUUCCCUGUACAUGAUUUUACACAAAAUGAUUCUGUAGAAUAAGAAUCUAAUCUGUCUCAUAAAUUGGUCUGGGGAAGUUGCAUUUUAUCACUCUACUAGAAUUGGUCUUGUAAUUGAUAAUGUCAUGUGGAUUGUUUUGCUUGUUACAAAUUUACUUUCAGCUGAAUGAAUCAUGACUAUUCUACCGA
Messenger RNA from Humulus lupulus (European hop), 1051 nucleotides. Its product is annotated as ras-related protein Rab11D. Bases 166 to 822 code for a protein of 218 amino acids. Gene Ontology annotation, cellular component: endosome. The transcript is spliced from 2 exons. The record is from RefSeq and is a predicted model, not a curated record. Lineage: Eukaryota; Viridiplantae; Streptophyta; Magnoliopsida; Rosales; Cannabaceae. Gene Ontology annotation, molecular function: GTP binding; GTPase activity.